AUGUUCAACAAAAAGAAGGAAUCGGAUGGUUCGUCGUCGUCGCUUCCGGGAGGCGGCACGGCGUCUCGAACCGGAGCAGAUUCUCCGUUCCUGCAGAAGGCACGCUCGGGGAAAACGGAGAUCCGUGAGCUCGAGGCGGUGUUCAAAAAGUUCGACGUGAACGGAGACGGUAAGAUCUCGUCGAAGGAGCUCGGUGCGAUAGUGGCGAGCUUAGGCCACGAGGUUCCGGAGGAGGUAUUGCAGAAGGCGAUAACCGAGAUCGAUCAGAAGGGAGACGGUUACAUCAACUUCGAGGAGUUCGUGGAGCUGAACACCAAGGGGAUGGAUCAGAACGAUGUGCUGGAGAAUCUCAAGGAUGCGUUCUCGGUUUAUGAUAUCGACGGGAACGGAUCGAUCUCGGCGGAGGAGCUUCACGAGGUUUUGAGGAGUCUCGGCGACGAGUGCUCGAUCGCGGAGUGCAGGAAGAUGAUCGGCGGUGUUGAUAAGGAUGGAGAUGGGACGAUCGAUUUCGAGGAGUUUAAGAUUAUGAUGACGAUGGGAUCCAGGCGUGAUAACGUCAUGGGAGGAGGCCAGAGGUAG
Molecule: messenger RNA, 579 nt
Organism: Microthlaspi erraticum
Lineage: Eukaryota; Viridiplantae; Streptophyta; Magnoliopsida; Brassicales; Brassicaceae
Source: the annotation of a GenBank genome assembly